Molecule: messenger RNA, 8359 nt
Organism: Purpureocillium takamizusanense
Lineage: Eukaryota; Fungi; Ascomycota; Sordariomycetes; Hypocreales; Ophiocordycipitaceae
Gene: GCN1
Product: translational activator of GCN4
Exons: 4
Coding region: 253-8265 (2670 amino acids)
Biological process (GO): regulation of translation; cellular response to amino acid starvation
Cellular component (GO): cytosol
Molecular function (GO): protein kinase regulator activity
Source: RefSeq, a predicted model, not a curated record
GCGUCUCCAUCGGCCAGACCAUUUUGGCCAGGCCGAAAACACCUCCAGGCCCAUCGCGAAUAUCCCUGCUGGCCGUCUGCCACCUCGUCCCUGUUUCUCUGCUCAGCAUCGCACCGAUCCGAACCACCUCUACCACCCUACCCACCCACCGACACGAUACGCACACGGCGUACCACCUGCGUCGGCGCGAGACGAAGCUCUCGUAGCCCCCGAUGAGUUCUUCACUGGCUUAAUCCAAAUCCUCGACUCGACAUGGCUGAAACAGAGGUCAAUGGCGGCGGCAGCGGUGCUGGCCUCGAGCCUGCCGCCGUGAAGAAGGCACUGGCCUCUUCCUCAACUUCCGUGCGCGUUUCACAGCUCCAGCAAAUCGAAGAGUCAAUAACCCACAAGACGUUGGACCAGAACCUCGUUCCCGGCCUCCUCAAGCUUCUGUUCGAUACGUACCCCCUGUAUCAAGACCGAGAAUCUCGACUGGCAGUGCAGAGAUGUCUAGCCGCCAUCAUCGUUGCCGGCCCCGACGCCACCACCCUCGACCCAUUGGUCCAGGCCAUGCGCCGCGAGACGCAAAAGCCGGGAAUUGCUGCCUCGAGUGCCUUUGUUCUGGUGGAGUGGUGCUGCGUACUCAUGCAGCACCUCGCAGGCUCCUCUGUGUGGGAUAAACUCAGCAGUGACAUUCUCCUGGCCGAUGCAGAUGCCUUGGACAAAUGCCUCCAGCCAGGCACCAAGGGCGGCGUUGCCAGGUCCACGCUCGUAGCAACAAGGAGGGGCCUUCGAAAGCUAUUGUCGCCAGUGGAAUCUCGUGAGAAGGUUUUGUCGGAGGCAGUCAAGGUCCUGACGGCCAAGAGCAGCCAGCCUGCGACCAAGAACGCACUGGUAUUGGGUGUUAUCGCCGGCGUCUCAGCUCGCCAGGCUGCCCUGAAACCGCUUCUCGAAAAGCAGAAGCCCCAGUACUACGAGUUUUACAUUCGAGAGAUCAUCGGAUCCAAGACGCCAGUUCCCGAGCAUGUUGCCGGUAGCCUGGGUGACUUCUUUCUCGACUUUGCUACCAUUGAGGAGGUCGAGGCGCAGCUCAUCCCCGCAAUUGAAAAGGGGCUUUUGAGGGCGCCGGAAGUCGUCCUCGGCGGUGUUCUAAGACCUCUCGUCAAGUCACUUCCCAGCAGCUUUGACUUGUCAAAGAUUCUGGAAGGGAAGCUCAUCAAGCCGCUCCUUUCAAACGUCAAAUCAAGCAACCCUGCCAUCCGCAAUGCUGCUUUGUCGGCGUUCCGUGCUAUAGUAGCCAAGAGCGCCGACUUGAAGGUCCUCGAUGGCGUCGUUUCCGAGAUUGCUACGCCCCUGGGCUCCGGCAAGAUUGCGUCGCCGGACCACCGAAUCCUUCACGCCGAGAUGCUCGAUGCGAUUCCUCUUUCCGAACAGAGCGCGACCAAGGCAGCUUCGGCGCUGACGGCUGCGGCGACAAAGGAAGGCAAUGAAGCGGCUCUAGCUGCCGAGACACAAGCUCUAGCGAGAGCCAGCUCCCAGGUUUUGAACGCGGGCGGUGAGCUACCAAAGCCUGUCUUGGACGCCAUCACCAAGGGACUCGCAGAGAAGAAGCCAGCUUCUCGGAGGUUCUGGAUGCUCCGCGUUGGCAGCAUCUUGCACUCCCUGCAAGGCAAGGACUCGUCCCAAGGCGCCAUUGCCUUUGUCGAAGCAACUAUACCCAAGCUCUUAGCCAAUUUCGAAGAGGUUGUUUCCAAUGCUUCAACAGCUGGUCAGAGCGGCAUCAUUGUCGGAGGAUUUGUUCUCGUCGCCCUCACGCCAGCCCUUCUCCGCCAGUUCUCUACCUCGUCGGUCCACGGUUCCUUGACCAAAGCCGGUAUCCUCACUCAGGCCCAAUCUUUGGCCACGAAGCAAUCGUUCCUCCUGAACCAUAGAAUCUACAGCAAAUUCACGUCCGAUGACGACCUUCGAUGGCUCUGUCGAGCGCUGCGUGCCGUUGGCCACUGCCUUGACAGCAAAUCAGAUCAUGCUGUAGUGUUGGCCUGGGCUGAGGCUUUCAUUCAUCUGUCCACCGCUGUUGGCGUUCCGCCAAAGGUGCAGCACGAGUCGGCAAAGACGGUUUCCAAGUUAUACGCCGAGAGCCCAUCUCUGAUAUCUGGCUUCAUUAUUGAUGGCUUGUGGAACGGCCUCCACCUUGAUCAGGCCAGAGAUAAGGACAGCAAGUUGGAGCGAACCAAUCUCAUCUACGUACUGAGAUCUAUAUGCCUUGAGCCCGCAGAGCUUGAAACCCUAGGGCCCAAGGUUGACCAAGACGUGCUUGAGGCGCAAGCUUGUGCUAUUCUAGUCCUGUCUCGCAAGGAGCUUGUUCCCCGAUCUAGCUGGAUUGACAUGUGUCUGAGAAUGUCUAUAGACCCGGGGACUUUGGCUCGGAAGCACCUGGAUACGUUGCUCAAGGAGAUUGCUUUGCGGACAUCAUUCGACCAGCAGCCUAUCAUCAAACAGGCUGCCUACAAUGCCGCGGCAGAUCUGGCCUUUGUCUCCCCGGACACGGUGACUCCGCGACUGGUGGAACUUGUUGGGCGCGACCUCAGUGCAACUCAGCUACGCGGCAUUGGUCCGGUGGAGGCUGCGAUCUUUAGAACCCCGGAGGGCACCUGCUUCGUCGACGUGCUGGCCAAAAAGAAACACGAUGUUGUCCCGAACAAGAACAGCAAGGACUAUGACAUCCUCAAAUGGGAAGAAGAGCUAAGGACACAGCUGGAGCAAAAGAAGGGACAGCAGCGCAAGCUUACCGCUGAGGAGAGCGCAAAGGUGAAUGCGCAGCUGAAGAAAGAAUCUGAGAUUCGGGAGUCAAUCAGAGACAUUGAGGCAAGAUUGACCCGAGGCAUUGGCAUCAUCAGAUCCCUCGCAUGCGGCCCUCCAACCGAUGCCACCUUAUGGUUGGGCUCUGCCGUCGCGCUGCUGCUGGGCAUCAUCGAUGCAGGCGCCAGUCUCAUCAUCGGAGACGUUGCUGCCCUUGCCUACCUCGCCUGCGCAGACAGAGUCUCGCCCAGGCUGGGAAUGAUGCGACCCUUCAUCGGCGUUGCGACUCUCAGGAUCCGCGGAGUGGCGCUCACGGAGGACUACAACCAGGAGAAGGCUGAAGACCUGGUGACCAGAGUCCUGUACCGAUUGCGCUUCGCCGGCGAGCAGCGGCCGUUCGACGCCGUCUCGCUGAUCUACAUGCUACCCCUCGUUCUUGAUAUAUUGCGCCAAGGAGGCGUCGGCGACGACGAGGACGAUCGAGACGCGCAACUCGUCCUCGCUCUGGAGAUCCUCUCCUUCCACACAGACGUUUGCGAGGAUGAGGCAGUUCCACGCGCAGAACUCCUCACAGUCCUGAUUCAAUCAUUACAAAACUACGGGCAGCACUACAAGCUCGUUAAGGACUGCUUUGCGGACAUGUGCCGCUGCAUCGCGCCCAACAUGAACACUGAGGAGAUGGCGGUGCUUGCCAAGGGAACGAUCGUGGGGCAGUCCGGUGUGAGGACGACUGUGCUGCAAUCAAUCAGCGCCGAUGUCGAUAUGAGCGAUCUCGGUUACUCGGACGAGAUUUGGAUAUCGUGUCACGACGACGAGGAAGAGAACCAAGAACUCGGCAAAGAGAUCUGGGAAGAGAGCAAAUUCGAAGUUGGCGCUAAUAUUCCUCUGCGCAUGCUGCCAUAUUUGGAGAGAAAGGAUGCUCAGCUGCGGAGAGCUGCUGCGCGGUCGCUCGCCGACGCGACUCAGGCGCACAAGUCCACGCUGGCAGACGUCAUUCCACAGCUCAAGACUACUUAUCUCGAGCUCGCCAAGCCGAAGGUUCAGCAGCUUGAUGAAUUCGGCAUGCCCAAAAAGAUGGACCUGUCUGACCCUUGGGAAGGACGACAGGGCAUUGCCACCGCCUUCAAGGAAUUGGCUGCUGUCAUGGACAAGAACCAGGUCGACGACCUCUUCAACUUCCUUAUCGAGUCCGGUCCCCUUGGGGACAAGAGCGAUGCCGUCCGCAGUGAGAUGCUGGAUGCCGCCAUUCGUUCCACAGACGUCCACGGAAAGCAAAUGAUCGACGCGCUGAUGAAGAAGUUCGAGCGGACUCUGGAACAACCAGACAAGAACAGUGAUGCUGCCGACCGCGUCAACGAGGCUGUCAUCAUCAUGUACGGAGCAUUGGCACGCCACCUGAAGCCCGGCGACGCUAAGAUCCCCGUCGUCAUCGAGCGACUUCUCGCGACCCUGAGUACCCCUUCAGAGACGGUGCAAUAUGCCAUCGCGGAGUGUUUGCCACCGCUCGUGAGGGCAUGCUCCGACAAAUCGUCAAAGUAUUUUGACCAAGUCAUGGACGAGCUGCUCAAUUCCAAGAAGUAUGCGACGCAACGGGGUGCUGCAUACGGUCUGGCGGGCCUGGUCUUGGGCAGAGGAAUCUCGUCGCUCCGUGACUACCGGAUAUUGACGACUCUCAAGGGUGCCAUGGAGAACAAGAAGGACGCUCAUCAACGUGAGGCGGCCCUGUUGGCGUUUGAACUUCUGUCCACGAUUCUCGGGCGGCUCUUUGAGCCCUACGCCAUUCAAAUCAUGCCGCAACUCCUCAGCGGCUUUGGCGAUAGUAAUGGCGACGUCCGCGACGCUUGCUUGGCGGCAUCGAAGGCUUGCUUCCGCAAGCUGAGCUCUUACGGAGUCCGACAGAUCAUGCCAACGCUCCUAGAUGGCCUUGAUGACCAACAAUGGCGCAGCAAGCGGGGUGCUUGCGACCUUCUCGGCGCCAUGGCUUAUCUCGACCCGAACCAGUUGGCGAACAGCCUGCCUGACAUCAUCCCUCCGUUGACAGGCGUGCUGAAUGACAGUCACAAGGAAGUGCGGGCGGCGGCAAACCGAAGUCUGAAACGUUUCGGCGAGGUCAUCCACAACCCUGAAAUCAAGAAUCUCGUUGAUGUGCUGCUGAAGGCUCUCAGCGACCCCACCAAGUACACGGAUGAGGCACUUGAUUCUCUCAUCAAAGUGCAAUUCAUUCACUACAUCGAUGCCCCGUCCCUGGCACUUGUCACUCGCAUUUUGCAGCGUGGUCUUGGCGACCGCUCUAACACCAAGCGCAAGGCGGCACAGGUCAUCGGCAGUCUGGCUCAUCUGACGGAAAAGAAGGACAUUAUCGCGCAUCUGCCUGUGCUGAUUGCCGGACUCAAGAUCGCUGCUGUGGAUCCUGUCCCAACUACACGCGCCACCGCGUCCCGGGCUUUGGGCUCGCUCGUGGAGAAGCUCGGCGAAGACGCCAUGCCAGAUCUCAUUCCAGGUCUCAUGCAAACUCUCAAAUCGGACACAGGCGCGGGCGAUCGUCUUGGUUCUGCCCAAGCCCUCAGCGAGGUCUUGGCUGGCUUGGGCACCACGCGCUUGGAGGAGACUCUACCUACUAUUCUCUCCAACGUCGAGUCAUCCAAGCCAGCAGUUCGCGAAGGCUUCAUGUCACUUUUCAUCUUCCUUCCUGUCUGUUUCGGAAACAGCUUUUCGAACUACCUUGGCCGCAUUGUUCCGCCUAUCUUGGCCGGUCUGGCUGAUGAUGUCGAAUCUAUCCGCGAGACCGCUCUACGGGCGGGUCGUCUUCUAGUCAAGAACUUCGCUGUCCGUGCGAUCGACCUGCUUCUGCCAGAACUCGAGCGUGGCCUUGCGGAUGACAGCUACAGAAUCCGUCUGAGCUCAGUGGAACUGGUCGGCGAUCUGCUGUUCAAUCUUACCGGUGUCAAAGCGGACGCCGAGGCUGAAGAGGAGGACGAGGAGGCAGCGAAGGAGGCUGGCGCCUCGCUCAAGGAGGUCCUUGGAGAGGAGAAGCGGAACAAGAUCUUGUCUGCUCUUUAUGUCUGCCGCUGCGAUACCGCCGGCGCUGUACGCUCGGCCGCUAUUGCCGUCUGGAAGGUGCUCGUGCCGAGCCCCAGGACCCUCAAGGAGCUUGUCCCGACCCUCACUCAGCUGCUCAUCAGACGCCUCGGCAGCUCCAACAUGGAACACAAAGUCAUUGCCAGCAAUGCUUUGGGAGAACUCAUCCGCAAAGCUGGUGACGGCGUGUUGUCCAGCCUCCUGCCAACUCUGGAAGAGGGCCUGCAGACAUCUACAGACUCGGAUGCUAAGCAGGGUAUCUGCCUGGCCCUUCGGGAGCUCAUUUCCUCGGCAUCUCCAGAGGCCAUGGAAGACCACGAGAAGACCCUUAUCUCUGUUGUGCGCACUGCUAUCACGGAUUCGGACGAAGAAGUUAGAGAGGCUGCCGCGGAAGCAUUCGAUUCCCUGCAGCAGAUCCUCGGGAAGAGGGCUGUUGACCAAGUGCUGCCGUUCCUACUCAACCUUCUUCGGUCUGAUGACGAAGCAGAAAAUGCCCUCUCCGCUCUCCUUACCCUUCUCACCGAGACUACGCGUUCGAAUAUCAUUCUGCCUAACCUCAUCCCGACUCUGAUAACGCCGCCCAUCUCAGCAUUCGAUGCCAAGGCCCUGGCGUCUCUGUCCAAGGUUGCAGGGGCCGCCAUGAACCGCCGUCUGCCCAACAUCAUCAACUCCCUGAUGGACAAUGAGAUCAAUUGCAAGGAAGAAGACCUCCGCGCCGAGCUCGAGACCUCGUUCGAUACUGUCAUCCAAUCCAUCGACGAGUACGACGGACUCAACACUGUCAUGAACGUGCUUCUGGGUCUUCUCAAACACGAAGACCACCGCAAGCGAGCGGCGACGGCGCGCCAUCUGCGCAAUUUCUUUGCAGAAACUGCCGUCGACUACUCGCGGUAUAACCAGGACGUUAUCCGCUCGCUUCUCAACGCCUUCGAUGACAGUGACAUGGAGGUCGUCAAGGCUGCUUGGGCUGCGCUUAGCGAAUUCACCAAGAAGCUCAAGAAGGAGGAAAUGGAGUCUCUCGUCGUGUCAACCAGGCAGACCCUGCUGCGCGUGGGUGUCGCAGGUGCAAACCUAAAGGGCUUUGAGCUUCCCAAGGGCAUCAAUGCAGUACUGCCAAUCUUCCUGCAGGGUCUUAUGAAUGGCACGGCAGACCAGAGGGUGCAGGCUGCCCUUGGUAUCUCCGACAUUGUCGACAGGACAAGCGAGGCGUCGCUCAAGCCUUUCGUCACCCAAAUCACUGGCCCCCUGAUUCGUGUCGUGUCCGAACGUGCCACCGAAGUCAAGGCAGCGAUUCUGCUCACGCUCAACAACCUUCUGGACAAGAUGCCGACUGCUCUGAAACCGUUCUUACCACAGCUACAGCGAACAUUUGCAAAGUCAUUGGCGGACACGUCGAGCGAGACGCUCAGAAGCAGGGCUGCCAAGGCCCUGGGCACCCUCAUCAAGUAUACUCCUCGAAUCGACCCCCUGAUCGCGGAGUUGGUGACGGGUUCCAAGACUGCCGACCCUGGAGUUAAAACUGCGAUGCUCAAGGCCCUGUACGAGGUUAUCAGCAGAGCAGGGGCUAACAUGGGCGAAUCGUCGCGGACUGCGGUGUUGUCCCUCAUCGACAUGGACACAGAUGAGAGAGACGAUGCGAUGACGAUUACGAACGCGAAGCUCCUAGGUGCACUAAUUAAGAACGUGCCGGAGGAUGCUGCUGCGUCUCUGCUGAAGCACCGCGUCAUCACUCCUCAGUUCAGCAACUCGUCUGUGCUCGCACUGAACUCGGUGCUUGUUGAAUCACCCGAUGCUCUUCUUCACAGCCCUGCUGCUGACGAACUGCCCGAUCUCCUCUGCCAGGGCAUGUCCAACAAGAGUACGUUCAUCGCGGACAACUUCAUCUUAGCGACUGGCAAGGUACUACUUUCGUCCCCACCCAAGAGCUUCGAUAGCACGAAGAAAAUAUUCGAAACGUUGGCCAAGAUAAUUGAGCCCGGAAAUCCCACGGACUCGCGUCGGCUGGCCCUGGUUAUCACCCGCACACUGAGCAGGACGAACAUGGAGAUGGUCCGCCCGCACGUCCCGCUGCUGGCGCCUCCCAUCUUCGCCAGUGUCAGGGACCUGGUCAUCCCGGUGAAACUCGCCGCCGAAGCCGCCUUUGUGGAGCUCUUUAGCGUCGCAGAUGAGGAGAGCCGCAUCUUUGACAAGUUCAUAGCCGGGCCUGGAGCGGAUCUACCGCCCAAUACUAAGAGGAGUAUGAGCGACUACUUCAAGCGAGUGGCGAUGAGACUCGGCUCGCAGGCUAGGGAGAGGAGAGAGGCAGAAGGUGGCCAGGGCGGUCUCGGCUUGUCCAAUGAUGAGCAAGAAGAUGAAAAGGAGAUCUGGAGCGUUGGUAAGGUGGAGGUAGCUGGCGAGAUGUUCUCAUGAGUGAGGCGUAGAGACAGGCCUUACGAAGUAGAUGUUGUAGAGAAAAGACUUGAUGACUGAUCGUAAACAUUUGAUUUAAUAUUGUCAAUGAUGC